This is a messenger RNA of Hydra vulgaris (swiftwater hydra), 1623 nucleotides long. RefSeq lists its product as uncharacterized. NCBI's taxonomy places the organism in Eukaryota, Metazoa, Cnidaria, Hydrozoa, Anthoathecata, Hydridae. The record is from RefSeq and is a predicted model, not a curated record.
AUGUCAAAAGGUAGUCGAGAUAUUGAAUCGAAUUUGAAGAGUACAUCAGCAAUAAUACAAGCUCGAGGUGGUGGAGAUAUUGAGUCGAAUUCGAAGAGUACAACAGCAUUUGAAAAUCCACCACGUUUGCAGUUAAAAUGUUUUUUUAGCAAACAUCCAAUUCAACCACAUGAACAUUUGCCGUUUGAUAACAAGAUCUACCAUAGACAAACGGACUUGAAGGAUAGCAUACCAAGAAAUUGGUUGUCAUUUAGCCAAAAUUCUCAGUCUCUAUAUUGCUCAUUUUGUGUUGCAUUUGAAUCACCACAGUCUAACACCGUUUCAUCAUUUGUGUCUGGCUUCAAAGAUUUUAGACGAGUUAGCCAACGGGUUGCAGAACACGAAUCAAGCAGCACUCACCGCAGGCAUGUUCUUGAUUACAUUCGUAUAAUGAAUAAUCAAGACUUUGACAGAUUUUAUAGUAGAGCAAUAAAGAAAUAUAAUGAUGAACAAACAUUGCCAUUUCGAGGUCAUAGGAAUGAAGGUGCUUAUUCGUUGGACAAUGAUGAAGAAAAUCAUGGAAAUUUUUUGGCUUUGGUACAGCUCUUGGCCAAAUAUGACCCACUUUUAGCUUCUCAUCUCUCCAUGUGUCAAGAGAAAUCAACCAAAAGAAUAGAAAAACUGAAGCGUCAAGGUAAAGCCGGAAGUAAAGGUCGCGGUGCUCUGGUUACGAACAGAUUGCAAUGGAAGUAUCCAAAGCAAAAGUGUACUCCGUACAAGUUGAUUCUACACAAGAUAUAUCUGCAAUUGACCAAUUCAGCAUUGUGGUUCGCUACUGUGCAUGAACGGCUGCUUUCUAUUGUACCAAGCAAUGACGGUACUGGCCAAGGGUUGUUCGAUCUCUUAAAUUUGACGCUACAGCGGCUUGGCUUUAACUUGAAAUACUGCCUAUCGGACAGCACUGAUGGUGCUUCAAGUUAUCAUGGCCAGUACAAUGGACUGCAACAAAAGAUUACAGAAGCUGCAGACCACCAUGUACAUAUUUGGUGUUAUGCUCAUGUUCUCAACUUAGUUGUGAAGGAGGCAAUCAGUUGCUGCAUUCAGGCAGUUUCAUUUUUUACCCUUUUGCAAAAUGUUUCAACAUUCAUAAAAGUGUCAUAUAAGCGAAUGGCAACAUGGAAUAAACUUGUUGAAACACAAAUUGGAAUGGAUAAGAUGAAAAGAUUGAAAUUGAUUGAUGAAACAAGGUGGUCGGGUAAAUCAAAUGCUGCAACAGCGAUAUUUGGAACAUUUGCUGAGCCAUCUUCAACAGUGUUUGUCAAUUUAAUUUUAUGUCUGUCAUGUAUAAGCGAAUCAGAAAAUUUUGAUACAAAGAUACGUCAUGAAGCUAAGACAUUGCUCAUGCCAUUCCUGAAAUUUGACACCAUUUUGACUGCCUUUACCUACCUGCGAGUUUUUGAAAAAGUGGGACCACUUUCAAUAUACCUGCAAACUCGUGGAUUAAAUGUGUUGGUUACAUUCAAGAUGGAGGAGAAGGCCGUAAUUGAAUUGAAAAGUCAAUCAAGACUUUUUGAUGAUGUUCAUAAUAACGCUCUUCAAUUUGUACGGAUGGCAAAUGCAAGCAUCAUUCAGAGAACUGAAUGA